AAAAAAAAAAGGGGAGUAAUUAUGUCCAGGACGCUGAAGAAGAAGAAACACUGGUCCGGCAAAGUGGUGGAGUGCGCGGUGUCAUGGGGUAAUUUGGGGGACUUUGGCACCGUGGUGGAGGUCCUCGGCGGAGCGGAGCUGGGACAGUUCCCUCACCUGGGCCAGAUGAAGCUGGACGUGCUGGUGUGUCACGUCGGGAAGCUGCCCUACUACGGGGACGUGCUGCUGGAGGUCAACGGGACGCCCGUCAGUGGACUUACAAACCGCGACACCCUGGCUGUCAUCCGCCACUUUCGGGAGCCGAUUCGCUUGAAGACGGUGAAACCAGGUAAAGUAUUGAACACGGACCUGCGCCACUACCUCAGUCUGCAGUUCCAGAAGGGCUCGCUGGACCACAAGCUCCAACAGAUCAUCCGGGACAACCUUUACCUGCGCACCAUCCCCUGCACCACACGGGUUCCCCGAGACACGGAGGUGCCAGGAGUGGACUACAACUUCAUCACCGUUGGAGACUUCAGGAUCCUGGAGGAGAGCGGGCUUCUCCUGGAGAGUGGGACCUAUGAUGGUAACUACUACGGGACCCCGAAGCCGCCGGCGGAGCCCAACCUGGUGCAGCCGGACCUGGUGGACCAGGUGCUGUUUGACGAAGACUACGGCGGCGAGGUCCCCAGGAAACGCACCACCUCGGUCAGUAAGAUGGACAGGAAGGACAGCGCGGUCCCCGAGGAGGAAGACGACGACGAGAGGCCGCCGCUGGUCAACGGACUGCCCGAGCUCAAAGAGGGGGCGGACUGGAGGAAAGCGGUGCCCAGCUACAACCAGUCCAGCAGCUCCAUGGACUUCCGCACGUGGAGCUCUCUGCCCCGCGAUGACAGCCUGGAGCCCCUGCCCCUUAACUGGGAGAUGGCUUACACUGAGACCGGCAUGGUCUACUUCAUAGAUCACAACACCAAGACGACCACGUGGUUGGACCCCCGCUUGGCGAAGAAGGCGAAGCCCCCCGAGAAGUGCGAGGAUGGAGAGCUACCGUACGGCUGGGAGGAAAUCGACGACCCGCAGUACGGCACAUACUAUGUCGACCACAUCAACCAGAAAACCCAGUUUGAGAACCCGGUCUUGGAGGCGAAGAAGAAGCUGAGCCAGGAGACGGCUGCGAUCCAACAAGCCGCAGCAGCUCCUUCCCAAGGUAAGGGAGGUGCGUUCGGCUUCACCUCCGACCCCAGCGAACUGAAGGGUGAGCUGUACCACACGGCGCUGAAGAAGAGCUCCCAGGGGUUUGGAUUCACCAUCAUCGGCGGCGACCGCACCGACGAGUUCCUGCAGGUGAAAAACGUGCUCGGCGACGGCCCCGCCGCCCACGACAACAAGAUGGCGUCUGGUGAUGUCAUUGUUGAGAUUAACGGGAUGUCUGUGCUGGGCAAAACGCAUCCAGACGUGGUGCAGAUGUUCCAAUCCAUCCCCGUCAACCAGUACGUGGACAUGGUUCUUUGCCGUGGCUACCCGCUCCCUCCAGACGUGGAUCUAAACAGCGACGACCCUCUCCCGCCGCCGCCUCCCCCGCCGGCCACCCAGCCCCAGCAGGCCCUGCACGGCGGCGAGGUGGUGACAGCCGUGCCCCUCAUCAACGGUCAGCCGCUGCUGGUGAAAGGCGACGUCCUCCACGGCUCCUCGCAGGAGCUCCACUACGUCACCACGGACGCCAGCGGCCGGCCCGUCGUGGCGGCGUUGCCCAACGGGAGGCACGGGGAACGGGCAGAGUUGGCGACGGGGAUGCUGCAGCCGGAGCUGGCGAGCGUGCCGCUGGUCAAGGGGCCCGGAGGGUUCGGGUUCGCCAUCGCCGACUGCCCGCUGGGCCAGAAGGUGAAGAUGAUCCUGGACGCCCAGUGGUGCCGCGGGCUGCAGAAAGGAGACGUCAUCAAGGAGAUCAACAGGCAAAACGUCCAGACGCUCAGUCACGCCCAAGUGGUGGACAUUCUCAAAGACUUGCCGGUGGGCAGCGAGGUCGACGUGCUUGUGCUGCGAGGAGGUCAAACAUCCCCUGUGAAGAGUCUAAAGCCUAGACAGGAAAUGACGGCCAGCACGGAGACUUUGGACGGUAUGGUAGACUCCGCCCCCCAGGCCCUGCCUUACCACUCCAACACGAGCACCCUGCGCUCCGUCGACUCCCCCAAGAGAGACGCCGCCGAGAUGUACCUGAAGUCCAAAGCCCUGCUGGACAGCAGACAGCCUCACACCAAAGACAUCGAUGUUUUUCUGAAGAGAGACAUCGAAACCGGCUUUGGCUUCCGUGUUCUGGGAGGAGAAGGUCCACAACAGCCAAAUGUUUUCCCCCAGGUGUACAUCGGGGCCAUCGUGCCCAACGGAGCGGCGGAGAAGGACGGCCAUCUGAGAGCCGGAGACGAGCUCAUCGGCAUCGACGGCGUGAUGGUGAAAGGUCGUUCGCACAAGCAGGUGCUGGAUCUGAUGACCAACGCUGCCCGCAAUGGUCAAGUCAUGUUGACCAUACGCAGGAAGGUCAUCUACAGAGAUAUGAUGGAGGAAGAGGCUCAGGAAAUGGCCCCGGUGCUAGUGAACGGUUCUCCCAAGCUACCUCGCCUGCCAAUGCCCAGCGCUCUGGACCACGAGUCUUUCGACAUCACGCUCCACCGCAAAGACUCGGAGGGCUUCGGCUUCGUCAUCCUCACCUCCAAGAGCAAACCGCCGUACGGAGUUAUCCCACACAAAAUCGGCCGGAUCAUCGACGGCAGCCCCACCGACCGCUGCGGCCUGCUGCACGUCGGCGAUCGCAUCACAGCGGUCAACGGGCGCUCCAUCAUCGAGCUCUCGCACAACGACAUCGUUCAGCUCAUCAAGGAAGCCGGCAGCGUCGUCACCCUCACUGUGGUCCCCGAGGACGAAUACAAGGGUCCUCCAUCUGGAGCCAGCUCAGCGAAACAGAGUCCAGCUCUGCAGCACAGAACCACGGGACAGAGGUCCAUACUGCAGGAUGAACGUUACAACCUGGACCUGGAAGAGAAGAGGGAGGGGCUUAACUGGUCCGACCACAAAACUCUUCCCCUUAGUGAGCAGGGGACGCUGUGUGUGACAGGACCCAACCAGGGGUGUCUGACAGUGGAGUUGGAGAGGGGCCCGAGGGGCUUUGGCUUCAGCCUGCGAGGGGGAACCGAGUACAACAUGGGCCUGUACAUCCUGAGACUGGCCGAGGAUGGAGCUGCUCAGCUGGACGGAAGGAUCCACGUCGGAGAUGAGAUCGUGGAGAUCAACGGGGAGCCGGCACGCGGCAUCUCCCACACGCGGGCUAUUGAACUGAUCCAGGCUGGAGGAAGCAAAGUGGUCCUGCUGCUGAGGCCCGGGGCGGGCCUUGCUCAAGAUGGCAGUCGACAGGAUCAAAAACUCAUUUCACCCACAGGCUACUCCGGAGAGGUGUUUUUCUCUGAUGCAUCACCACUGUCCUCUCCAUAUCCCACCGGGGCUUCCAUCUUCACUUCCACUCCCUUCUCCAGCAAACUGAAACAUUCCCGCAGCUGGAGCAGCAUCUCUCCGCGGGGCAUCCGGCCCCGCAGCAACAGUGCUUUAAGCUCAGUGGAGGAGAGGGUCGAGUGGGCAGACAAGGAGGUAGACGGGCCCUCUCCCACCUCCACUGAGCAGAUGAGCUUCUACAGGAGGACCAGGCCCACGAAAGACUCCAGUGAGCUAAGCAGCCCAAAGAAAACCGAGGAGACGUUUCCUAAAGCCAAAGAGCAACAUCACAGACCCAAAAAGACUGAGAGUCGGGCACAGGAAGAACCACUGAGCAGGAACAGGACGUCUCAGACGCAGACAAAAACCGGAUCCACGAGCCCCGGGAAGUCUCCUCGAGGUGGACGGCAAGUGGCUUCGACCGCGCCGCUUGCAGAGCAUCAACAAGGCCCUCAGAGGAGAUCAAAAGACUCUUCCAGCAGGGAGAGCUUGGAUCGUGAAAAGAGAAACGGCAAAGAGGGGAAUCUCGAGAUCCGGAGGCAUUCGCAUAGACGGGAGCUGGAAGGCACGGUCGAGCAGACCGGGCCGAGCCGCGAGCAAGUGAGUUUCAAAGGAAGGGUGUCGGGAGAGUCUCACCACCACAGGACAUCUCCUCAUACAGUCCGAGAGGGCGAGAAAGGGACGGGUAAAGACUCGGGGCAGAGAGAUGCUAACGGGAGGUGCAAAUCCACAGAAGACAGGAGUACGAGUAAAGAAACCAUCAAGAAAAGGGAGUCCAUGCUGUCCUUGAAAGAAAUGCGGAGCAGAAAGGGUUCUGUCGGUUUGCCGAGAGAGGCCAAAGGAAGAGGAGACGCAUUGUCUCACUCCAAAGAAGUCCGUCGCAGAGAAGACUGUGUGGAUGCUCCAAACAGCUCUCCGGGGACCCCGCAGACCCCGCAGACCCCAAAGGGACCUAUUAGCCCCGGCCCUUGGAAAACGCCCUGCUCAGCCACAAUCCUGACCGAGGCGGAGGUCCUCCGUGACCCUUUGUGAUAGAAUCUCAAGAAUAUUGGAACGGGCACCCUCAGCGGAUUGUUUUUUCUUUUUUUUUCUUUCUGAGAUCUUCCAUUUUUAAAAACCCGAGAAGUUGCGACACGGUGCCACUUUUAUGACCUUUUCUGGGACCACGUCCGCAUUUCGGUCUUUUUUUGUGUGUGGGGGGGGGGAAGUCCUGUGACAUCACGUAGCAGCUCCCCCUUCCGCCUUUUGCUUCAGCCUCUUUCGAUGCGGGCGCAUGCUCGGGGGGCCUUGCCAGACGAGACAUUAUGAAAUGUGAAUAUAUAUAUACAUAUAUAUAUAUAUAUAUAUAUAUGUGUGCCAAUCCUGGGAGCCUCCUGUGGAACGACGACGACGACCAACAGCGCUUCACCCAUUACAAUGCAAUGACCCAUAUGCAAAGAAAAGGCCUCUCGCCUGUAGUAUACACCAAGCGUGACUGCCACCUCUGGUUUGAUUUUGCU
Molecule: messenger RNA, 4958 nt
Organism: Cyclopterus lumpus (lumpfish)
Lineage: Eukaryota; Metazoa; Chordata; Actinopteri; Perciformes; Cyclopteridae
Product: membrane-associated guanylate kinase, WW and PDZ domain-containing protein 3
Exons: 21
Coding region: 22-4491 (1489 amino acids)
Biological process (GO): signal transduction
Cellular component (GO): cytoplasm
Molecular function (GO): protein binding
Source: RefSeq, a predicted model, not a curated record